AUGACUGAUACAAUAAAAGAUCUUUGGCGCGAGGCAGAUGCAGUUUGUUUCGACGUGGAUUCUACAGUUAUUCAAGAGGAAGCAAUUGACGAAGUUGCUAAAUUUUGCAAUAAAGGAUCGGAAGUUCAAAAACUGACAAGCAGUGCAAUGUCUGGUAAGAUGGACUUUAGAGAAGCACUUUCAGCUCGACUUCAGAUAAUUAAACCAUCGCUGCAACAAAUUCGAAAUUUCAUCAAAGACCGUCCGUUCAAUUUGACCCCAGGCAUUAAGGAACUUGUUGGAUUAUUGCAACAGAAGAACGUUCCCGUGUACUUGAUAUCUGGCGGAUUCCGUGGCCUCAUCGGACCAAUAGCUAUCGAACUAAGCAUUCCACUACAACACAUCCACGCCAAUAAAUUAAAGUUUUUUUUAAACGGAGACUAUGCAGGAUUUGACGAAAAAGAACCUACAUCAAAGAAUGGUGGUAAAGCUGAAGUCAUACAAAUGUUAAAAGAAAAAUACGGUUAUACAAAAUUGUUUAUGAUUGGAGAUGGAAUUACUGAUUUAGAAGCAUCUCCACCAGCUGACGCAUUCAUUGGGUUUGGCGGCAAUGUUGUUCGAGAAGAAGUAAAGUCGAAGUCAAAAUGGUACAUUGAAAGUUUUCAAGAGCUUAUCGAUACUCUCCAGUGA
Messenger RNA from Macrosiphum euphorbiae (potato aphid), 669 nucleotides. NCBI's taxonomy places the organism in Eukaryota, Metazoa, Arthropoda, Insecta, Hemiptera, Aphididae. The record is from the annotation of a GenBank genome assembly.